Messenger RNA from Sceloporus undulatus (fence lizard), 3261 nucleotides. RefSeq names its product solute carrier family 30 member 5 (gene SLC30A5). The transcript has 16 exons. The coding region runs from base 194 to 2527 and encodes 777 amino acids. Gene Ontology annotation, molecular function: zinc ion transmembrane transporter activity. Lineage: Eukaryota; Metazoa; Chordata; Lepidosauria; Squamata; Phrynosomatidae. The record is from RefSeq and is a predicted model, not a curated record. Gene Ontology annotation, cellular component: membrane; Golgi apparatus. Gene Ontology annotation, biological process: transmembrane transport; zinc ion transport; intracellular zinc ion homeostasis.
CUUCCGGCGGCGAGUGAAGACGUGGCCUCUCAAGUUUGCCGGCUACUUCCGGUUCCGUCGCAGGCUGAGGCCUGCCCUGCCCUGCUAACAAGGGCUUUGCCUCUGGCUGUCCAGCCGUGGAGGAUGAGGAGACCCCGCAGAGGAGAAGGAGGAGACCCCGGCGGCGGCGGCUGAGGCGGAGAGAAGCCUGGCCAUGGAGGAGAAGUUCGGCGGAGGAGGCGCAGGCAGCGAGGCCCUGGCUGGAGGCGGGAGGCUGGGGCCCGUGGAUGCUCCCAACGCCCGCCUGACAAAAUAUAUUGUGUUGCUGUGCUUAACCAAAUUUUUGAAAGCAUUGGGCUUGUUUGAGUCCUAUGAUCUCCUGAAAGUAGUUCACCUUGUACAGUUUAUCUUCAUAGUAAAGCUUGGGUCUGCAUUUUUUAUGAUUCUGUUUCAAAAGCCAUUUUCUUCUGGAAAACCUGUUACUAAACAUCAGUGGAUCAAAAUAAUUAAACAUGCUGUUGUUGGCUGCAUAAUUUCACUUUUGUGGUUUUUUGGCCUCACCCUCUGUGGACCUCUAAGAACUGUGUUGCUUUUUGAGCAUAGUGAUAUUGUUGUCAUUUCACUGCUUAGCGUACUAUUCACAAGCUCAGGAGGAGGACCAGCAAAGACAAGAGGUGUGGCAUUUUUCAUUAUUGCUGUGAUCUGCCUGUUGCUUUUUGAUAAUGAUGACCUCAUGGCUAAAAUUGCAGAACAUCCUGAAGGACACCAUGAUAGUGCUCUAACCCACAUACUUUAUACAAUCAUUGCUUUCUUAGGAGUUGCAGAUCAUAAGGGAGGAGUAAUCUUGCUAGUAUUAGCAUUGUGUUGUAAAGUUGGUUUUCACACAGCUUCCCGAAAGCUCUCAGUAGAUAUUGGUGGAGCUAAACGCCUUCAAGCAUUGUCUCAUCUUGUUUCUGUCAUCCUAUUGUGUCCAUGGGUUAUUGUUUUAUCUCUGACAACAGAGAGUAAAGUAGAAUCCUGGUCUUCUCUCAUCGUGCCCUUCAUAACAGUUAUCCUUUUUGUAAUGGUUUUGGACUUCUAUGUAGAAUCUGUAUGCUCCAUCAAGAUGGAGGUCUCAAAAUGUGCCCGUUAUGGAUCCUUUCUCAUUUUCAUUAGUGCUCUACUUUUUGGAAACUUUUGGACACAUCCAAUAACAGACCAGCUCCGAGCUAUGAGCAAACCAGCACACCCAGAAACCACAGAGCAUGUUAUUUCUGGAGGAGUGAUUGUCAGUGCCAUAUUCUUUAUAUUAUCUGCUAAUGUUCUCUCCUCCCCAACACGGAAGGGACAGAAAGGCACUCUCAUUGGUUAUUCUCCAGAAGGAAUACCACUGUACAAUUUUAUGGGUGAUGCUUUCCAACACAGCUCUCAAUCAUUACCUCGAUUUAUUAAAGAAUCAUUAAAACAGAUCCUUGAGGAGUCUGACUCAAGGCAGAUCUUCUACUUUCUGUGCUUAAAUCUGGCUUUUACUUUUGUGGAACUCUUUUAUGGUGUGUGGACCAACAGUCUAGGAUUAAUAUCAGAUGGAUUUCACAUGCUUUUUGACUGUUCAGCUUUAGUUAUGGGUCUCUUUGCAGCGCUGAUGACGAGAUGGAAAGCAACACGUAUAUUCUCCUAUGGGUUUGGCCGUGUAGAAAUUCUCUCUGGGUUUAUUAAUGGCCUUUUCCUCAUGGUAAUAGCUUUCUUUGUCUUCAUGGAGUCUAUGGCCAGGCUGGUUGAUCCUCCAGAUAUUGACACAAAUAUGUUGACCCCUGUCUCGGUUGGAGGAUUGCUAGUAAACCUUGUUGGUAUCUGUGCCUUUAGCCAUGCCCAUUCCCAUGGACCUUCUCGAGGAGGAUGCCAUGCACAUGAACACAGCCAUUCACACCAUGGCCACGGCCACAGUCAUGGCCAUGGCCAUUCUCACAAUGACUAUGGGCACAGUCAUAAUCAUGGACACUCACAUGGCUCAUCAGGAGGUGGCAUGAAUACCAACAUGAGAGGAGUAUUUCUACAUGUCUUGGCAGACACCCUUGGCAGUGUUGGUGUGAUCAUUUCGACAAUACUCAUUCAGCAGUUUGGAUGGCUAAUAGCUGAUCCCCUCUGCUCUCUCUUUAUUGCUACAUUGAUUUUUCUCAGUGUUAUCCCACUGAUAAAAGAUGCCUGUCAGGUACUGUUGUUGAGGUUGCCACAAGAACAUGAAAAGGCUCUGCACAUGGCUUUAGAAAAGAUCCAGAAAAUUGAUGGUGUAAUCUCCUACAGAGAUCCUCAUUUUUGGUGUCACUCUGCUAAUGUUGUGGCAGGCACUAUACAUAUCCAAGUGAUGUCAGAAGUGAUGGAACAAAGAAUUAUACAGCAGGUUUCAGCAAUUCUGAAAGAUGCUGGUGUCAACAAUUUAACAGUCCAGGUAGAAAAAGAAGCCUAUUUUCAGCAUAUGUCUGGCCUCAGUACAGGGUUUCAUGAUGUCCUUGCUAUGACAAAACAAAUGGAAUCCAUGAAAUACUACAAAGAUGGCACUUACAUCAUGUGAUUUGGAGCUACAUCUGUUGGUUCAUUAUCUAGAUGUCAUCAGGGGAAUUUGCACAUAAAUGUACAGAAACAUGUAUAUUAUAUAUUUGGAUUUUUAAGAGGGGCAAAGGUAUUAUAGCAUUAAAACAUGAUCAAGAGGUUUAAGAAGCAGUGAUACGAUUGGAACAUAUGCUGUAUAUGUGGAAAUGAUGGCAAUGUAAAAAUACUGUAUUUGGUGUCUAUUAAAACAAAUUUUGCUAUAUAAGUGUGGAUGAGCACAAAUAUAUUUCACACUUUCCCCAGAAAGGAAUACUGAGCAUUUCUCUUCCAUCUCAGAUCUAAAGGAAAUCAUUUUAAGUUAUAAUGAAACAGAUAGACUCCAAAAACUAUUUCUACAAAAUUAAUUUGAAGUACUGCUGCUGUAUGUGUAUUUACACAUAAAGGUUAGCUGCAAAUAGGUUUUUCAGAGUUCAUUAAAUACAAAUGAAUCUGUACAAUUUUAUAUUUAUUCCAUUGCUGUAUAUAAUCCUAUUUUCUAAGCUCAACUUUGUAAAAUGAAGGUAAUAGAUCCUACUAUUUGAAAAUUGUUAGUGAACUAAUUUUUUUAAGAGAGAAAAAAAUCUUAUAUUGGCAAUAAGCCAGGGAGAAAUAAAAGUACGUCUUUUUUGUUGGUACACUCCUAUGCUUCUGUUCAGUUGAAAAGUUGAAAAUUUUAUUUGAACCACUAUGUAAAAUAAACAUUUUAUAAUUUUUAUA